Messenger RNA from Seminavis robusta, 1890 nucleotides. The record is from the annotation of a GenBank genome assembly. Lineage: Eukaryota; Bacillariophyta; Bacillariophyceae; Naviculales; Naviculaceae.
AUGAGAUCCACUCUCCGUCACGUCCUGUUCCUUCUCCUAUGGACAGCUACAACAGUUUUGUCGGACGGAAGUGACUCGGCCCAAGGCGAAGUAGAAGUAGUAGUGUCAUUUGAGGUGAAAUUAUUCAAUUCUGCUGCUGAAGACCGCAAUGAGAAUUGUGCCGAGUGGGCAGAAGAAGGAGAAUGCAAGGCCAAUCCAGGCUUUAUGCUGGAAAACUGUGGAAAAUCGUGUGGAGAACAAAGCAGAGUGGAAGUAAUUGUGUACCAGGGAGAAGAUGCGGCAGCGGGAGCCUUUCGAUUUGCCGAAGAAGCUGGCAUUGCGGACUCUGAGAAGGUGUUGGAGGUAGCCCAAAAAUUGCAAGAGGAAUUAUCCAGAUCUGCACCGGACUACAAACCACCUGACGAACUGAUUAAGUGUGGAAAGAGAGUUUGCUCUGCCGGGAAAUUGUGGAAACGAGCCGAAGAAUGGAAAAAGAUGGAUGCCCACGACAGCGCUGGAGCAGAUCUCCUUCGAGCCUUGCUUAAAACUGGGAUAGAGGUGGACUUUAUUGAACGCUGCACAAAAUCAUUGCAGUGGGCGUUUGAAGGUGUCAAGAGACAACGACAAAGAGAAGAAAGAGAAGCCAUAGAAGAAGCCAAAUUAGAGAAACGGAGAGAAGAAGAGAGAGCAGCCAUGGAAGAAGCAAUGAAGAGAAAAGAAGAGUAUGAAGCCAACUUUGUCAAAUUUGGGCAGCAACUCCAACAGUCAUUGACGCAAACAAAAUCAUCCAGAGAAGCAAAUAUUGCUCCAAAUGGGGAGCAAAUUGACAGUAAUGUUGAUGAACUCAUUGCCGCUGUCAAGGAAACAUUUGUUCAGGAGGGUCCUCAGGGCGGCAAUUGGAAUGAAACCCUUCAACUCAUCAAAAAAAUUCCCAUGUCGGACAAGAGCGUUGAUGUAUUCCUCAUUGAAGCUAGAUGUCAUGAAAUGUUGGGAAACCACAAAUUUGCCCUCUCUGCUGCUGGACGAUUGAUUUCAAAGGCUACCUCUUACGAUCCUUGGAUCAAUGACAGUCCCAGAAUGAUUGCAGCGACAUUGGGGGCCAAUGCUGCCAUGCAACUGGGACUCUCUGAUAAUGCAUUAUCCUUUUACCAGACGGUGCUUAAAUUCGAUCCGGAACAAGACCGAGCAAGGAAACAGUACAGAGGACUGAAGAAAGUCGUGAAACUAAUGGCAAAAGCGGAAGAGCAGAUUAAGAAAGGCUACAACAAAAAGGCCUCAGAGCAUGUUAAUGAUUGCCUUUCGGCAAUGAGAGGAUUGGACGUAGAUUCUCCACUCUUUCGCAGCAAAAUACAACUGCAGCAAUGCACCAUUUUAAGUGCCAUGAACAAGCACGAGGAGGCGCUAAGUCAUUGCGACUCGGCUGUGGAACUACGGGAAGGAAACGAGAUGGUAUCCGCGGCCUCUCGAAAGGAAGCGCACUUAGCCCGAGCCGAAGCGUUGGUAUUGGAUAUGGACUACGACGAAGCGGUUCAGGAUUAUAGGGCGGCUUUUGAGCUCACCGCAGACGAUGAUGAAACGAAACGUGAGCUGCAUCACAAACUACAAUCCACCAUGCGGGAGCAGGAACUAUGGAAUGGUGGACAAAAGGACGGUCGGUACAAUGAACACACCGGCUACCCUGAUGGAAGGCCACCUCAGCGAGAUCAUGCCAAGAUCUUACAGCUUCCCAUUGACCUAGAGGAACGUGAGAAGGAUGUGAAAUGUUCAUGGUUGCGUAAACAGUUCAAAAAGCUUGUGAGGAAGUUCCAUCCCGAUAAGUACAAGGGAAACAAAAAGAGAGCUGCGAGAAAGUUCAAAGAAGUGAAAGAAGCAAAGGAAAUCAUGUCGAGUUCCUGGGGGUGCAAGAACUAG